AUGUCUUUGGCAGAUGCUCUCGACGGCGGGAAGCCGAGCAACCCAGACCGCCCAACAACCUGGAUCCACCCCAUGAACAGAAAGCUGUAUGACAGCAACGUUACGUUCGAAGAGUACCUCCAUUAUGCGAAACGCACACGGGCCGAAGAGGAAGCAGAGCAGCAUAUCCCCCAAGCUAGCAUUCUGCAACAGGUGUUCCGCAGGUCAUCAGCCACACCACAACCACCUGGAGCAUCUCACCAUGCGGGAGUGAGCCCUGAAGAAGGAAGUCCAGGGGAAAAGUCCAACAAAGAGGUUGCUGCAGCGCCAGGCACCAAUCAGGACGCCAGUCAACCACGUCGAAGGAGUAUUUUGUCAAGACACUCUCUGGUCACUGAAGAGGAGUGGCGCAAUGCCGCCCGAGCCUUGCGCACCGCGACCUGGGGUGCGGGCUUUUACUUGAUCACGACGGACAUCUUGGGUCCGUACGGCGUCGGGUUUGCUCUCGGAACCCUGGGCUGGGGACCAGGUGUCGCUCUCUAUACCGUCUUUGCUUUCAUGGCUGGUUACUCAGGCUACCUGAUUUGGUCCGUCUACAUGGGUCUUGACUCGUACGAAUUCCCGCUGCGCAACUACGGGGACCUUGCAUAUCGUACGAUGGGCAAUGGCGCUCGGUAUGCCAUCAAUUUUUUGCAGUCGAUCCAGUUGCUCCUCAUCUGCGGCCAGGUCAUCAUCCAGAAUGGACAGGGUAUCUCACAGACGUCCAAAUUCCGACUAUGCUACGCAGUCUGCAUCAUUCUCUUCGUCAUUGCAGGGUUCCUCAUGGGUCAAGUCCGCACUUUGCGCAAUUUUGGCAUCUUCUCUAUGAUUGCUGUAGGUUUCAACCUCCUGGUCAUCUUCAUCUCGAUGGGCGUGAUGGCACACUCGCCUCCCAACUAUAGUAUCAGUGUGCUCGGUUCCGCUGGUUCGGCCGUGGAUCCAGAUUCAAUCACUCCAGACGCAAACGGUAACUACCCUCCUAUCAAGCAUUACGGAGGAAUGCCAGACUCUUCAAAUUUUGUCGGUGCAAUCAACGGGCUGAUGUCCGGAGUCUUUGCGUACGGUGGUGCUCAGAUCUUUGUUGAGAUCAUGGCCGAAAUGAGACGACCAUGGGACUUCAUCAAGGCCAUGUGGCUUGCCCAGUUCUUCAUUUACGCCGUUUACCUGAUAUAUGGUUGUUACGUGUACCAUUACCAGGGACAGUACUCAUUCACCAUCUCAUACAUGGGUUUGAGUGUUUAUGGUUUCCAAGCUGCUUGCGACAUGCUGGUGGUCAUUUCGGGAUUGAUUGCGGCUGGGUUGUAUGGCAACAUUGGUAUCAAGGUGCUGUACAACCAGGUACUCCAAGAGAUCUUCAACGCACCACCUCUCACAUCCAAGACUGGCAAAUGGCUCUUUGGCUCGAUCGUCCCGAUCUACUGGAGUAUUGCCUUUGUCGUCGCCGCUGCCAUUCCGGAUUACUUCGGCUUCGUCUCGGUCAUCGCGGCAUUUUGCAUCGUGCAGUUCAGCUACUCCUUCCCUCCAAUCAUCCAUCUUGCCUACACCAUGCAAAAGAAUGCGAUCCGAGAAGGCGAAGGGUUCGACGAGACAACAGGGGAGACGAGGCGGGACGACCACGGUAUCAAGCGUCUGAUUCGAGGCUUCUUUGCCGACAAGUGGUACAUCAACGUAUGGCAUGUCAUUCAUGCUGGCGGAGCGCUUGCAACUGCUGGGCUCGGUGCCUAUGCAGCCAUCAAGGGCAUGAUCGACGCCUUCAAGAUCCCACAAGUCAACGCUUUUACGUGCACAAGCCCCCUCAACCUCAAUGCUUGA
Exophiala spinifera is the source of this 1830-nucleotide messenger RNA. RefSeq lists its product as uncharacterized. The record is from RefSeq and is a predicted model, not a curated record. Bases 1 to 1830 code for a protein of 609 amino acids. Gene Ontology annotation, cellular component: vacuolar membrane. Gene Ontology annotation, molecular function: amino acid transmembrane transporter activity. Gene Ontology annotation, biological process: amino acid transmembrane transport. Lineage: Eukaryota; Fungi; Ascomycota; Eurotiomycetes; Chaetothyriales; Herpotrichiellaceae. The transcript has 2 exons.